AUGGGAUGGUCCGUGUUGUUUAUAUUGGUUGGCUUGGCGGCUAUUGUCAGCUGUCAGAAUUGUCGAAAAGAAGAAAGGCGGGAUAGGGAUUGUGAAAAUGUAUGUGAUAAACAUGGCAAUUGCAGGAUUCGUGCAGCGCUACUGUUACCAAAGAAUACCACAUAUGAUGCAUCGCUUCCAGUGGUGGAGCCAGUCUUCGAGCUAGCUUUACAAGACGAAACCGUUCGCGAAUUAUUCCCGCCGUGGCUUUCAUUCGAGUGGAUGACGUAUGACGUCACGGACUGCGAUGCUGCGUAUGCUGUCAUCUCAGCCAUCGACGCAUAUAACGACUGCGCUCAUGUUUUCUUUGGACCAUCUUGUGAUUAUGCCCUGGCUUCCGUGGCUCGAUUAACAAAAUUCCUACGGAACACGGGUACGCCGCUCCUAACAACUGGUGGCCUAACUUUCGACUUCGUUAACCCAAAGAAAGUAUGCCAGGACGAGUUCUACAUGAUGGUGCGAACUGGUGCGAUGGGGUUCAAAGACUUGGCAUAUUUCCUGAUAGAUGUUAUGCGACACUUCGAGUGGCGGCAACUGCUACUCAUAAACGAACCAGAUGCGCAGCUUGACGUCGCUGGCAAAGGGACAUGUCUCCUCAUGAUGAAAACUUUCGCGAACUACUUGAAAAUUGAAGACAUUAUAUACACACCCUGGGACACGACGUCAGAUGGCGGUCUCAACUACACCGAAAACUUAAAAUUCUAUCUGGGAUAUAAAUACACAAAUAUAACUGGAAGCGAGCUGUACUUUUGUAUGAUACGCCCAGUUACAAGGAUGUGGUUGGAACCAGGGGUGGGUUCUUUCUGGCUAGCACAAUACAUAAUUACAUGA
Molecule: messenger RNA, 870 nt
Organism: Melitaea cinxia (Glanville fritillary)
Lineage: Eukaryota; Metazoa; Arthropoda; Insecta; Lepidoptera; Nymphalidae
Exons: 5
Coding region: 1-870 (289 amino acids)
Molecular function (GO): signaling receptor activity; peptide hormone binding
Source: RefSeq, a predicted model, not a curated record